Molecule: messenger RNA, 2340 nt
Organism: Thalassophryne amazonica
Lineage: Eukaryota; Metazoa; Chordata; Actinopteri; Batrachoidiformes; Batrachoididae
Product: gastrula zinc finger protein XlCGF57.1-like
Exons: 5
Coding region: 284-2014 (576 amino acids)
Biological process (GO): regulation of transcription by RNA polymerase II
Cellular component (GO): nucleus
Molecular function (GO): RNA polymerase II cis-regulatory region sequence-specific DNA binding; DNA-binding transcription factor activity, RNA polymerase II-specific
Source: RefSeq, a predicted model, not a curated record
CAGCUGCAGCUAGCUACUCUGAAACGCUCCUUGGAACAAACUUCAUUCUGUAAGUCUAUAAUAUGUUUCUUGAAGUGCUCCAGAGCCAAAAAACUCACAGUAAACUGAAAGAAGAAGAAAUGACAGAGUCAGCGUCAAAAAGUACAACAGCUGAGAAGGUUGUUUAAAUGAAGACAGACUUCAGUUCGGGGAAAAAAAAAUCACAUAGUACCAAGAAGAGAAGAAACCAGUCAAAGUGCUGGAUGCUGUUCUCAAGCCUGAAGUUUGCUGAUACGGAGCAGACAUGCAGCGGCUGUUAGUGAGUAAAGAAAACAUUCUUUCUGACCAGCAGGAAGGGAAUCAGUGUCUGGACCAAAAGGACUCAGAGCCUCCUAACAUGAAAGAGGAGCAGGAGGAACUCUGGAGUGAAGAUGAAGAAAAACCACAGUCAUCACAGCUUCAAAGCCCAAGAUAUGAACUCACAGAAGUGGAGCUUCUUUCCAGCAGCUUGGCUGAACAUAAAAUACUGAAAACAGAAGCUAAAGGAGAAGACUGUGUAGGAUCACAGCCUGCUGGUGACUCAGAUUUACAACAAUAUACUGAUGACAUGAGCAGGUUGUUGCUGAUUAAAGAAGAAAUUUGUCCUAAAACAAACAGGAGUGGAAUUUUAAGUGUUGACCAGGAGGACAUUAAAGAGGAACAAGAGAAACUCUGGAUCAGUCAGCAGGGAGAGCAGCUUCACCAGCUGGAGGACGCUGAUAUCACCAAGUUACCUUUUAGUGUUGUCCCUGUGAAAACAGAAAAUGAAAAAAAUCCACUGACAUCACACGGUCAGCAAAGUUUGGAUUCUACCUGCCCAAAGAACAGUGACACCUUUGUCAACAGUAACAGAUGUGAUAUUGCAAAGAAACAAUUGAAAUGCUCUGUAUGUGGAAAAACAUUUGGACAGGUGAACUAUUCAAAGCAAUGCAAGGAGAUUUUAGGAAGUAAGAAACAUUUAAUCUGUCCUCAGUGUGAUGAAAAGGUGAGACAAACAGGCAUUCUGAACACACAUACGAGAAGUCACACAGGAAAGAAAAUAUUUGGCUGCUGUGAAUGUGGUAAAAAAUUUGUACAAAAAAGGAGCUUGGACAUACACAUGAGAAUUCAUACAGGUGAGAAACCAUUUGGCUGUUCUGAGUGUGGUGAAAGAUUUGUACAAAAAAGGAGUCUGAGCAGACACAUGAGAAGUCAUACAGGUGAGAAUCCAUUUGGCUGUUCUGAGUGUGGUAAAAAAUUUCUAGACAAAAGCUAUCUGAACACUCACAUGACAAUUCAUACAGGUGAGAAAGCAUUUAAAUGUUCUGAGUGCGGUAAAAGAUUUAGAGAAAAACACACUUUGAAUAGACAUAUGGGAAUUCACACAGGAAAGAAAUUAUUUGGCUGUUCUGGGUGUAGUAAAAUGUUUAGACAAAAAUGUGAUCUGAUAAAACAUCUGAGAAUUCACACAGGGGAGAAACCAUUUGGCUGUGUUGAGUGUGGUAAAACAUUUAGACAAAAAUGCAAUCUGAAAACACACAUGAUAAUUCACACAGGAGACAAGCCAUUUGGCUGUUCUAAGUGUGGUGAAAGAUUUGUACGAAAAGGUAGCCUUAGCACACACAUGAGAGGUCAUACAGGUGAGAAACCAUUUGACUGUCCUGUGUGUGAUAAAAAAUUUCGAGGCAAAAACCAUCUAAACUCGCACAUCAGAAGACAUACAGAUGGGAAAGCAUUUGUCUGUUCUGAGUGUGGUAAAAGGUUUAGAGAAAAAAACAAUUUGAACAGACACAUGGGAAUUCAUACAGGAAAGAAAUUAUUUGGCUGUUCUGGGUGUAGUAAAAUGUUUAGGCAAAAAAAUGAUCUGAUAAAACAUCUGAGAAUUCACACAAGAAACCAUUUGUCUGUUUUGAGUGUGCCUAAAGCUGUUAAAAAUCUGACCAAACGAUCUGACACCUGCAACAAAGCUAGCAAUACAGGGCAGGGGAAAAUGCAGCAAAACGGAACAGAAAUGUAAGCCCGUUUCACACCGAGCUUGCAUAAAGUUGCGUUGUGACGCAUGUGAAGUACGCUGUAAAACUGUGCAGACUUGGCAUAGUCCCUGUGUAGGCUGAUGUGUGAUGGCGUAUGGUUGCGUUCCUAAUCUUGCUUACAGUUGCAUAUGUUUACUUUCUGUAUGCUUUUACUACCACAUAUGAAGCCCUCGCUAUUUUUUUGCCUUUCAGUCCACUCCUGCCUCCUUUUUUUAUUUUGCAUUGUAGAAAUGCGCUCUGUUCUGUGAAUGGUAAAAAGCAAACGUACUCGUAUUUUUGUUUCCAGAUGGGCUGGGAACAUCAGAUCAGA